ACAACCCAAUUUGUCAGCCGUUCAUAAUCGCAGCUGCCAGUAUAGUAGUGUUACCUUUCCAUCACAAUCCUUCUCAGCAGAUUCCUCUUUUUUCUCAAGCCAAGAAUCUUUCUCCCUCACAAGAUUCUCUCUCAUUAAAAUUUGGCUUUUAUUUAUGAUGCCAUUGUUCCAUUUCUCUUCUCUCCACAUUCUUCUCUUUCUUUCCCACUUUGUCCUUUUCAUUUUUAGCCCACCCUUUGAAAAAUCUUGGAAAAAAAUCUGAUAAAAUCUUCUUCUUCUUCUUCUAUACAUAAAAUUUUAUCACCCCUUCUUCUUGAUAUGUCUUCUUCAAGUAUUAACCAUAUAUCUCAGCCUUGCAUAUAUGGUGACUUAAUUUCUUCAACUGCUGAGAGAAAGUCAAGGUUUAUGAAAUGGCUGAGUAAACUUUUCAAAGGUGGAGGGUCAGGUAAUAGGGGAAUGCCAGGUGGACACCAACCACAGUUUCUUGGAGAGGAAAAUAAGGUUUGGCGUGCUCCAGCAAGAUCAAUGGAUGAUAACUCUAGGACCAGUAAGGAGAAAGAGGAACUAGAUCGUGCAGUUGCACUCUCUCUUGCUGAAGAUUUGAAGAGACCAAAAGGAUAUAAAUGGAGGACUGAUCAAGAUGAAGAUCUAGCAAGAUCACUUCAAGAUAACUCUAAUUCAUCCUCAUAUCCUCCAUAUCUUCCUCCUUAUGCUCCUUCAUAUGCUCCUUGGGAAUAUAAUCCCGAUAGUUAUAGAAAAUGUAGUGGCUGCUAUAGGGAUAUUGUCUCUGGAAAUUAUUUGGGAUGUAUGGGAACUUUCUUUCAUCCAGAAUGUUUUCUUUGUCGCGCUUGUGGUGUUCCGAUUACUGAAUACGAGUUUUCGUUGUCAGGGAAUAAUACAUAUCAUAAGACAUGUUUCAAGGAAAUGACUCAUCCCAAAUGUGAAGUUUGCCAUCAAUUUAUACCAACAAACGGAGCUGGCUUGAUCGAGUACAGAUGCCAUCCAUUUUGGUCUCAGAAAUAUUGCCCUUCACAUGAGAACGAUACCACCAAAAGGUGCUGUAGUUGUGAACGUCUAGAGUCGCGGAAUGCAAGAUAUAUGUCUCUUGGAGAUGGUCGGAGCUUAUGCUUAGAGUGCAUGGAAUCUGCAAUUAUGGAUACCGGCGACUGCCAACCACUUUACCAUUCCAUUAGAGAUUAUUAUGAAGGCAUGAAUAUGAAAAUAGAUCAGCAAGUUCCUAUGCUGCUUGUCGAAAGACAAGCCCUUAACGACGCCAUUGAAGGGGAAAAGCAUGGUAUCCAUCAUAUGCCCGAGACGAGAGGUCUAUGCCUAUCAGAAGAGCAGACAGUUACUAGUAUACUCAGAAGGCCAAGAAUGGGUGGUCGUGGACUAGUAGGAAUCAGAACACAUCCUCAGAAACUAAUUAGAAGAUGUGAAGUUACAGCUAUUCUAGUAAUAUACGGCCUCCCAAGAUUACUUACUGGUGCCAUUCUUGCUCAUGAACUGAUGCACGCCUGGUUACGCUUAAAAGGAUACCGUGGUCUCAGCCCUGAGGUAGAGGAAGGAAUCUGCCAAGUGCUUUCACACAUGUGGCUUGAAUCAGAGGUAAUGCCUGCAUCCAGAAAUAUGCCAUCUACGUCAACUUCUUCAUCCUCGUCUACAUGGUCAUCGUCCAAGAAAGGCGGAAAAUCACAAGCAGAGAAUAAGUUGGGUGAAUUUUUCAUGCACCAGAUAGCACAUGAUGCUUCUCCAGCAUAUGGUGGAGGAUUUAGAUCUGCUUAUGCAUCUGUCAAUAAGUAUGGUUUGCGAAGCACGUUAGAUCACAUUCGCCUCACAGGAAGUUUUCCUUUAUGAAUCAUCGUGUGUUCGAACAUGAUUUCCAGAGAUCAUUGAAAGUUUAACCAUGAGGAAAUGAGUUGAUAAUGCCAAGCUGGUUUAGCUACCCCUAUUUUUUCUGGGGUCUUACCGGGGUAUACUGAUAGAAUACAACUUGAAUCCUACAAAUAAUAUUUUACACAUUUUGCAAUUAAAAUGAGAUAUAGAAAUUCUGUCUUGUAUUGGAAACUCUUGUAUUUUAAAGGCAAUAAAGAUCAGAGAUUUUGAGUGAUCC
Nicotiana tabacum (common tobacco) is the source of this 2110-nucleotide messenger RNA. Its product is annotated as protein DA1-related 2. NCBI's taxonomy places the organism in Eukaryota, Viridiplantae, Streptophyta, Magnoliopsida, Solanales, Solanaceae. Gene Ontology annotation, molecular function: ubiquitin binding. The record is from RefSeq and is a predicted model, not a curated record.